Messenger RNA from Orbicella faveolata, 2954 nucleotides. RefSeq lists its product as uncharacterized. Gene Ontology annotation, biological process: protein polyubiquitination; proteasome-mediated ubiquitin-dependent protein catabolic process. NCBI's taxonomy places the organism in Eukaryota, Metazoa, Cnidaria, Anthozoa, Scleractinia, Merulinidae. The record is from RefSeq and is a predicted model, not a curated record. Gene Ontology annotation, molecular function: ubiquitin protein ligase activity; protein binding.
CCUCAGCCCUACAGAGGUCCUACAGAAACCCUUUUGUAGCAAGUUUCCGUGAUCGUUUGUUGGUGUUUCAAUUGAUUCAUCGCCUUCAGCAAAGUACGAUUAUUCAAUGCUCGGAAUAAAUGAGGAAAAAAUGCAUCCUUCAAUCUAGAUCAUUAUCAACUUAUGAGUUUUAUACCUUAAUUACACAUGCCUUCCUUGAUCUGAGGACAUGAAAUUCGGGUAAAAACUCGUAACAAAGUCACUUUUAUACAGCAGUACAUGCAGCGUCACAUGAAAAGCACUUUCAUUGAUAUGAAGGCGUCUUUGAGUCUGGACGGCUUGGUGUGUGACUACCAUGUUAUGAUCGAGCAGCUCACUUCAAACAAUAACAACUUAAAUCUCUGCCAUGCAUCAUUACUUUGUUCAAACUCACUUGAGCUCUCAGUGCCACAACACGGCAGCUUUUCUUUCUACUUGAGCCUGUCUGCAAGGUGGAUUACUUUCUCUCAACUCUUAUAGAAUAAAACGUAUUAUGAAUUACGGUAAUAUGUGAUGUCCCAAAACUUUCGAUUUCCCGCACAUUUUGUACCGCUGCCUUUCACGUGUCGCCUAAUAUCGCUUCAUAUUUGGCCCAUUUGUAUGUGAAGAAUUAAACAAAACUAAGGAGCUCGUUCAACGAUUUCUUUGAUUUUGUGUUGGUAAGAUUUUGGUGAAAAACGAGUAGGAAAAAGUGUUAACAUACAAAUGAGAAGGGAAUAGACGACAGCUUCGACUUUUUAAGGAUUUGUUUAUUAGCUGAGCCUGGGGCAAAAUGGCUUCACUCUCUUAGUUUCAAGUGUUUAUCUGCAGUGUUUUACGUCCAUUCCCCAUUUAAAAAAUUUAUGUCCUGGUUACUUUCUGGAAUAAAUGAAAAGAUAAAUCAACCUUUUUACAGCUAAUCUUUCAGCCCUUCAGACAAAGUUCCGUUCCUGUUUUUCAAAGCUUCAUAAGCCUGAACAUUGCGUCAGCAAAAUUCAUUUCUUAGUCUUUUGAGAGGCACUGGACUAGAACUUUUUUUAAUAACUCUUUGUUUCGAUAUUCUUAUAGAUAGAUACACCUUUUGAUUCGUUCAUUUUCGUAUACAACGCCACUGCAGAGCAUAGACUCGUGACUGAGCAGAGAAACAGAACAAAACGAUUUAAAAAUUCUUCACUUGACGAUUAUGUCUUCCAUUGCGAUAGCUGUGUUCAAAGUCACUAUUGGUUUGCUAGUAAAUAAAGGCAGAGAUAAGGCAGCGGAGAAGCUUAAAGAUGGCGACGUAACAGAUCAACAAUUUCGUAGAUUGAUCGUCCGUGAAAUCGACGAUAUGAAGUCCAAGUUGGAUAGAUUAUCAAGGAAAGACUUGCUGGCGAGUAUCAGCUUCUUUGAGGAAGGAAUCGGGUUUCUGUACAAAGUUUUUCAAGAGGCAAGGAUCACAAGCGGAAACGGCGCGGCAACAACACAAACAGUUUGUGAUGAAGCAUUUUCUCUCGCCAAAAAAAUGAAAAAGUUGGAGCUUACUGACCUGGAUGAAGCAGCUAGGAGGGCUCUUUCUAACGCAAAGAAGAGAUUCGAAGAUUCUCGUAGAAAAGCAACAGAAGCCUUUAGUAAUGAAGGUCUAGAAACGUCUGACCGUAUUCUAGCGAUGCAGUAUCGAGUUAUGGCCACAAUACUAGAGACAGUAGACAAUCCCGAGGACGCAAUAGAACCCUGUAGAGUGUGCCUUAAAGAUCUUAAUUCCCUGUCAGCAGUUCAGAAUAGUUUUAAUGUUCAGCUCAGGAAAGGCAUUCUAGCAUUAAAGGGUUUGGUUGGUAAAGAUGAACGCAGGAAUAUCAUUUCCAGUGUCUGUCACGUGAAUCGUGUUAUCUACGAUGUCACGCAAACUGUCGGGAAAGACGUUCACCUCUGGAUCUGGCCCGCUGUUGAUAUCGGAGAAGACAAAGUGGAUCCAUUGCGUGACAGACGAGUAGCUAAAGUUCUGUGUAAACAGGGUAUGGAAAACUGUUUAGUUACACCAUGGUCAUUUGGUCAGGAGGGGGAAGAGGAGCACAAGCUGAAGAACCCCCGUGGAAUCGCUACAAACUCCAGCGGACAAUUCAUUGUUGGAGAGUAUGAAAAUGACGUAAAGAUAUUUGACCCUAGUGGUCAGUUCAUAAAACAUUUCAGCGUCCCUAAUGAUGACGCUGAAACAAAGUUAUAUAUUUAUGAUGUAGCCACAGACAACCAGGACAACAUCUACGUACUGGUCAGAUACGAGAAGAAGACUGGAUCUAAGGGAUUUGUUGUUUAUGAAUUUAGCAACACCGCUGACCUGCAUCACAAGUUUCCUGUGAGGGGAAAGUUCUGGGACAGACUGACAGUCACCAACAGUCAAGUACUGGUACUGAGCGGCUCUGGUAUGGUUGUGUACGAUACUGAUGGAGUGUUUGUUCGUUCUUUUGGAGAAGGAACAUUGAAGGAUGCGAGUGAUAUCACUGCUGCUAAUGAUGGCCGUGUUAUGGUAGUGGACAAUUAUGAUUCCUGUGUUCACAUAUUCAGUGAAGACGGCGUCCAUUUGAACAAGUUUAAACUCCAAGGACGUUAUUGGUAUCCACGAAUUGCAUUUCACCGGGGGGGUGAACAUGUCGUCAUCGCUGGUAAGGAAGGAAAGCUAUUCGACCCUGGUCUCCUGCAUGUGGAAAUAUUCACCAAAGAUGGCGACUUUGUGGGCAGCACUCAAAUCCGUGAAGGAAUUCGCUCCAUUAGAGGAAUGACAGUGACCAUGGAUGGACGAAUUACUGUACUUCUGAAAGAUCUCGAUGACAAACACGAGCGAUAUCGCACGCCCCCACCAUCCUCACCUCAGAACGAAUCCCGUAACAACACGAGACAUCGUUUUCUUCCAAGACGCUCAACAUCUCCCCCACGACUCGCCAGAUAUGUCCAGGAUUGAACGCUAAUGAGAUUCAAAUUCCUUA